This is a messenger RNA of Nylanderia fulva, 810 nucleotides long. NCBI's taxonomy places the organism in Eukaryota, Metazoa, Arthropoda, Insecta, Hymenoptera, Formicidae. The record is from RefSeq and is a predicted model, not a curated record.
AUGCCGAUCGACCGUAGCCCGGGUACAAGUAGCGCGAGUGCGUCGACGUCAAAUGUAACGGCAUCAGAGAUAGCGGCGCUGAAAAGAAGGCGCGGAAUAAUAAAGGGUUCGUGCACGCGGAUAGAAACGUUCGUGAAUAGCGUGAACGCGGUAGAUGACGAUGCACGAGCGCAAUUGGAAGUAAGGCGCGCGCGCUUAGACCCAAUAUGGGAAGAUUACUGCAAGGUGCAGUCGCAAUUAGAGGCAAUAGACGAGGCCGAAAUAGAGGACAGAGUCGCGUUCGAAGACAACGUAUAUUCGUUGUGCGCGAGAAUGCGGCGAUUAUUGCGAAAUGACAGCGGUCAAAAUAGUCCGCGGGCCUCCACGCCAGUAUCAGCGCGAUCCGAGAGCGAAGCCGCAACAUACGUCCGUUUACCAAAAUUAAAUUUACCGUCUUUUUCCGGAAAGUACGAGGAAUGGUUCCCGUUCCAUGACACUUUUAUUUCGGUCAUACAUAAUAACAAAACAUUAUCUGACAUACAAAAAUUUCAAUAUUUACGGGCGUCGUUGACGGGUACAGCUCUCGACAUCGUCAAAACAUUAGAGAUAUCAAAUAACAAUUACGACCUUGCGUGGAAUAUUUUAAAAGAGCGUUAUAAUAAUAAGCGUGUAAUCGUGCAGAAACACAUAAAAGCGAUAUUCGAUUUAACGGCGAUUACGAAAGAAAGCGCGAGUGGCAUUCGGCAGCUGGCGGACGGUGCGGCGGCACACGUGCGCGCGUUAACUGCAUUGGACUGCAACGCCGACAAAUGGGACGCGUUGUUAAUAUAA